Emiliania huxleyi CCMP1516 is the source of this 1341-nucleotide messenger RNA. RefSeq lists its product as hypothetical. The record is from RefSeq and is a predicted model, not a curated record. The transcript has a single exon. Bases 1 to 1341 code for a protein of 446 amino acids. Gene Ontology annotation, molecular function: protein binding. Lineage: Eukaryota; Haptophyta; Isochrysidales; Noelaerhabdaceae.
AUGUCGGACUCGCUGGCCGUCCCAUCCCUCCCCACGCUCCCGACAGAGCUGCAGGCCUGUGUGCUUUCGCUCCUUCCGGCCCGCAGCCUUUGCUGCGCGGCUUGCUGCUGCUCCGCUUGGCAGGCGGCCGCGCCCGAUCUGGCUCGCGAGCGGCUGCGGCGGCUGCUGCGGCCGGACCGGGCCGGAUCUGUCGACGGCUGCCCGUGCCUGUUGCCCGCGCUGCACGCUGCCGAGCAGCUGCGGGCCAGCGUCGGCCCGUGGCCCGCCGACCGCGGGUGGCGCGACGAGUGGCCAGCGCUGAGGCUCGCGCAGGCGCGGCUGCUCGCGGCGAGCAAGGGCGAGGAGAGCCUCGCCUCGCUCGAGGAGAAGAUGCGGCUGAUGGGCGGGCUGGGCGCGGUGCGCGCCUUCUUUGCGCCCGGCAACGGCGGCUCGGUCGAGACGGAGGCGGCGCACUCGUAUGCCGGCUCGCUGGCGUGGAAGGCGGAGGCGGGGUGGCCGGCGGAGCGGGCGGUGGAGGUGUCGCUCCUUGCGAGCCGCUGCGCGGGCGCCCUGACGCGCUCCAUCCUCGAGCGGCGGGGCGAGCACGCGGCGAGCUGCUGGACGCUCUGCCUCGCCCUCUGGGAGCGGGGCUGGCGGCAGCCGGAGCAGCCGGCCCACGCCGGGGACGCGGCCGCGCCUUGCAGCUACGCAGCCCUGGGGGGCGAGUUUGGUCUCGCGACAGCGGAUCCCGCGUGGGAGGCGCUGCGCGCGCCCGGGGCGCGGCCCGGCCUCUCCCUCGUCGCGCGCAACGUCGCCUUUGCGAUGGAGGCCAACGGCGCCUCCUUCCCCGCGCGCGGCGACGGCGCCGGGCGCGGCUUUUGCGUGCCCGUGACUGGGCAAGGCCGCGUGACGUACGAGCUCGUCGACUCGGACGUGGCCUGCUUCCACGCCUCGCGGCCGGCGGCGGACGCGGCGGCGGACGCGGCGGCGGGCUGGGCGGCGGAGGCGGCUGCAGCAGAGGCGUCGGAGCAGGCGGCGGAGGCGGCGGAGUGGGCGGAGGCGGCGGAGCAGGCCGCCGCGGCGGUGGCUGCAAACGAAGUGGCGGAGAUGGCGGCGGAGGUGAGAGCGGCGACGGCGGUGGAGGAGCGAGGAGGAGAGCGGCCGCCGGCGGUCGCGCGGGCUAGGCCGUCACCACGGGCCGGGCCGAGGCGCGAGCUGGUCGGCACGGAUGACGCGAUCUGGAGGCUGCCGCCGUUUGCACGCGUGACGCUGGUCGGCAUCCGGCCGAGAGGGGCGUGGUGCGCCUACAGUCGCGGCAGGCCGAUCCAACAGCGGUGCUUUGAUGUGGUGGUCGAGUUUUGA